AUGCAACCUAUCUCCCGAGCACGCAACUAUUGGACGGCCGAGGAAGAUCAAAUCUUGAAAGAGGAGGCAACUUUACAAGUUAAUAGCACUGGCAACGUGAAGAACUGGAGCAUCAUUGCCACAAAGCUGAAAUCAAGAACCAACAAAGAUUGCCGCAAAAGAUGGAGCAAAUUACAAACAAACGUGAACAAGGGUAUUUGGAGCUCAGAGGAGGAUCAUCGGCUCCGCAAGGCAGUAGAAAAACGUGGACUCUCUUGGACACUUGUGGCACAGGAUGUUCAAACUCGACAUGCAGAUCAUCCGAAUCUUAUCCGUGACGAUUGGAACGAGGAAGAGGAUGUGCGCCUAUUGGAGGCUGUUCAAACUCGUGGCCGGGCUUGGCGAGAAAUAAGUGAGAAGGAAUUCCCACGAAGGUCUUCGACUGAUCUGAAAAAUCGGUAUGCGGUAUUUGUCACGAAAAGGAGGAGCUGCGCUCACAUAUCAUGCACAGAUAUAUCAUUUUACAACGAAGACGCUUAA
This is a messenger RNA of Penicillium longicatenatum, 519 nucleotides long. RefSeq names its product SANT/Myb-like DNA-binding domain-containing protein. Bases 1 to 519 code for a protein of 172 amino acids. The transcript is spliced from 4 exons. Gene Ontology annotation, biological process: regulation of DNA-templated transcription. Gene Ontology annotation, molecular function: DNA-binding transcription factor activity, RNA polymerase II-specific; RNA polymerase II cis-regulatory region sequence-specific DNA binding. Lineage: Eukaryota; Fungi; Ascomycota; Eurotiomycetes; Eurotiales; Aspergillaceae. Gene Ontology annotation, cellular component: nucleus. The record is from RefSeq and is a predicted model, not a curated record.